Molecule: messenger RNA, 2988 nt
Organism: Fundulus heteroclitus (mummichog)
Lineage: Eukaryota; Metazoa; Chordata; Actinopteri; Cyprinodontiformes; Fundulidae
Product: prolyl endopeptidase
Exons: 14
Coding region: 93-2318 (741 amino acids)
Biological process (GO): proteolysis
Cellular component (GO): cytosol
Molecular function (GO): oligopeptidase activity; serine-type endopeptidase activity
Source: RefSeq, a predicted model, not a curated record
UGAGGUGACGGCGCAGCAACCGACCGCGCGGCUCGUUGACUGUGUGCGAACGGCGGCGCAUCUCCGGCAAACGGUCCCCCCGGUACGAGUGGAUGAUUCACAGGCUCCGCAUAGUCAUCUCGAAGCCUCUGAUACAGUCUCUGCGUCUCCCCUGUGUGCUGCGUCAUUGUCGAAAACUGACCUCCAAAAUGCCCUUCCAGUAUCCCCAGGCUUACCGCGACGAGGCUGUCGUGGAUGACUACCAUGGCUGCAAAGUGCCGGAUCCGUACAGCUGGCUGGAAGAUCCCGACAGUGAGAAGACGCAGGCCUUUGUCAACGCUCAGAACCAGCUGACGUUGCCGUUUUUAGAACAGUGCGAGGUGCGGGAUCUCUUCAAGGAGCGCAUGACUGAGCUGUACGACUACCCAAAGUAUAGCUGUCCGUUUAAGAGGGGAGACAGGUACUUUCACUUUUACAACACGGGCCUCCAGAACCAGAGCGUGAUGUACGUGCAGGAGAGUUUGGAUGCCGAACCCACGGUGUUCUUAGAUCCAAACACGUUUUCGGACGACGGGACCGUUGCUCUCCGAGGCUAUGCGUUUUCGGAGGAUGGAGAGUUCCUGGCCUACGGCACCAGCGCCAGCGGCUCCGACUGGGUAGAGAUCCACUUCUUGCGGGUGGAGGGCGCCGUGCUUCUGGAUGACCGCCUGGAGCAAGUCAAGUUUAGCUGCAUGUCCUGGACUCAUGACGGGAAGGGGCUUUUCUACAAUUCAUACCCUGACCAGGAAGGCAAAAGUGACGGCACCGAGACCUCCACAAAUCUGCAUCAGAAGCUUUACUAUCACAUCCUGGGGACUCCGCAGUCUGAGGACGUGCUGUGUGCCGAAUUUCCCGACCACCCCAAAUGGAUGUGUGGGGCCGAGGUAUCGGAUGAUGGGCGCUACGUGUUGCUGUCCAUCAGAGAAGGCUGCGAUCCGGUCAAUAGACUGUGGUACUGUGACCUGCAGACGACUCCUCAGGGCAUCACAGGACUUUUGCCAUGGAUAAAGUUAAUUGACAACUUUGACGCGGAGUACGAAUACGUGACCAAUGAGGGAACGUUGUUUACUUUUAAGACCAAUUUAGACGCCCCACGCUACCGACUCAUCAACAUCGACUUUGCCGCCCCUGAUCAGAGAAAGUGGAAGGAGCUUAUCCCUCAACAUGACAAAGAUGUUAUUGUAUUUGCCACCUGCACACACUCCAGCUAUCUGUUUGUGUGUUUCCUCCACGAUGUGAAGAAUGUGUUAAAGAUGUACCGUCUGAGCUCAGGCGAGGAGCUGCGGACCUUCCCUCUGGAUGUUGGCUCUAUAGUGGGCUUUACAGGACGGAAGAGAGAUUCUGAGAUCUUCUACUAUUUCACCUCUUUUCUAUCUCCAGCUAUCAUCUACCAUUGUGACCUAACUAAGGAGCCACUGCAGCCACACGUCUUCAGAGAGGUCACCGUCAAAGGCUUCACCCCUGCGGACUACCAAACAACCCAGAUCUUCUAUCCCUCCAAGGACGGCACGCAGAUCCCCAUGUUCAUCGUGCACAAGAAAGGAAUCAAACUGGACGGCUCCCAUCCAGGUUUUCUGUACGGCUACGGCGGCUUUAACAUCUCCAUCACGCCAAGCUACAGCGUCUCCCGACUCAUCUUCGUCAGGCACCUGGGAGGUGUUCUGGCUGUCGCCAACAUCAGAGGAGGCGGGGAGUACGGGGAGACCUGGCACAAAGCUGGCAUGCUGGCACACAAGCAGAACUGCUUCACAGACUUCCAGUGCGCGGCUGAGUAUCUCAUCAAGGAGGGCUACACGUCUCCUUCCAAGCUAACCAUAAACGGAGGCUCUAACGGCGGCUUGCUUGUUGCGGCCUGCGUGAACCAGCGGCCCGAGCUGUUCGGCUGCGCCGUCGCCCAGGUGGGCGUCAUGGACAUGCUGAAGUUCCACAAGUUCACCAUCGGCCACGCGUGGACCACAGAUUUCGGCUGUUCAGAAGAAAAAGAGCAGUUUGAGUGGCUCAUUAAAUACUCCCCUUUACAUAACAUCCGUGUCCCAGAGGGCGACGGCGUCCAGUACCCUGCGGUGCUUUUGCUGACAGGAGACCACGACGACCGGGUCGUGCCCCUGCACUCGCUCAAAUACAUCGCCACCCUGCAGCACCUCGUCGGCCGCAGCGCCAAGCAGACCAACCCUCUGUUCAUCCUGGUGGACACGAAGUCGGGCCACGGAGCCGGCAAGCCCACCAGCAAAGUCAUCCAGGAGGUGGCUGACACCUACGCCUUCAUCGCCCGCUGUCUCAACCUGUCCUGGGUGAAAUAACAUGAGCCUGAUGUCGGUUUGCUUUGUUUCCCUUUGCUCUAAUUCAGAAGACUGUUUCUAUCAACUAUUGAAAUGAUCUUAAACGAGAUGUUUAAUGAAUCCAAAGUGUUUACCCAAGCUCCGUUAUAUAUAUUUUUGUUUCUUACCAUAAGCCCGUCAGUGUUUUAACAGCACAAAACCUAUACAACAAACAGCUCACACAGCUUCUAGGUCGUGGGCCAUAUUUGUAGUUCUUUACUGCCAUUAUGGCCAGGAAUUUCCAGUCAGCCAUUGCAGUCUUGAGGUAAGAUGUUUAUUUAAGGUGUGUUUGUACGUCCUCCAGGAGCUUCAUAGCUGAUGCGUAUUAUUUAAAUCUCUGUGCACAGGAUGGAGCCCACUGGGUGCUGAAUGAUAUCCCUGUUCUUUAGUGUUGUGUGGGAGAGUGUACUGCAAGUAGACAGCGAAGCUGAUGUUUGUGUGAAGAUUUACUGAUAUAACAUUUUGUGUUUGUGUCCAUGUGAUUGUGUGUGUGUGUGUGUGUGUUUGGGUGUGUGUGUAAAGAUCGGUUACAAACUUCUUUUUUUUUUUUUGCAAACUAAAGUUUUCUACCUCUUGACUUGUGCUGAUUGUUUACCCUGUUAAAGGGAACAAAACACAAUGCCAGAUCUACAAUAAACUUUUUAAGGACUGA